UGAAGCCUAUUGACUAUUUGUGUAAGAAAUCCUAAAAUGAAAUUCCUGCCAAAUUUCUUUUACAGAUAUGCCUGAUUGGUCAAACCUUCAACAUGAUCUACUGGUUCUAAUAAUUAGACGUUUAAAUUUGAUUGAAGACUACCUUAAUUUCGGCACUGUCUGCAAAUCAUGGCACUUUGUGUCCACCAAGGACAACUUUAACAGUAACUUGCCUAGGGUUCCAUGGCUAAUGCUAGCUGAGGAAGAGUAUGAUUACACCUGUAGAAAAUUCUUCAGUCUCUAUAAUGGCAUGAUUUUGAAGAAGCGGAUUCCUAAAGCGAGUGGAAAACGAUGUAUGGAAUCUAUGGGAUGGCUUAUCACAGUUGGAAAAGAUGAGGGUGAAAUCAGUCUGUUACAUCCCUUCUCCGGUGUUCAAAUCCAAUUGCCCCAUCAAAAUACCACCGAACAUUAUGAAUUCAACCAGACUCCCGUUCCAUGGACCUUUGUCCAGAAAGCAGUUCUGUCAGGCAAUCCUUCUCAUACAUCUGAUUAUGUUCUCGUGGUCAUUGAGGGACACUACCAAUUCCUCAGUUUCUGGAGACCAGGAGAUUUGUUAUGGACCAGGAUUAGGAAACCGGCCUAUUUCCCACAUAUUAGUGAUGUGGUAUAUUUCAGUGGCCACUUUUAUGCAGUCAGUUAUAAUGGGUGCGUGCAAGUUUGUGAUGUUGUUGGCUCUGAACCCACUAAAAGUCACAUCAUAGCACAGCUAGCACCAUGGAUUGAUGGCAAGUAUUACAUCCUAGAAUCACUAGGAUCAUUAUUUGUAGUUUCGCAAGAUGGUGUUGAUAUAAGAUACGUCAAAGAUGACCGCGAAAGGAUUCCCCUGACGCACAUCCAAGGUGAAGAUGAUGAGGAGGAGAAGAUGUACACGUACAAGACAAGAAAUUUUCUAGUUUUUCAGAUCGAUUUAGAUACUUGCAAAACUACGCUAACCAGGGAUUUAGGGGACAGAGCUUUUUUCCUGGGCGCUAAUGCUUCUCUUUCAGUCCAAGCUUCUCAAUUUCCAGGAAUCAAGCCCAAUCAUAUUUAUUUUACUGAUAAUUGUUUGGGUGCAUACCUCCACUUUGAAGAAGGAGGCGGUUUGGACAUGGGGGUGUUCAACUUAGCAGAUGGCAGUAUCCAGCCACAUUAUGAUGGUGUUUCCCUCAGUCGUGUUUGUCCUCCAAUUUGGGUCACACCAACUCCGUGUUGACCCUUGGAUGUCUUCCUGUCCCAACCAAUUCAGAUGGAGCCUAAAGUAAAUCCUCAAAUCUCAAUUGUUUGGCCAAGAGGACUUAAAAGAAGU
Lycium ferocissimum is the source of this 1324-nucleotide messenger RNA. Its product is annotated as F-box protein At2g26160-like. Gene Ontology annotation, molecular function: protein binding. The record is from RefSeq and is a predicted model, not a curated record. Lineage: Eukaryota; Viridiplantae; Streptophyta; Magnoliopsida; Solanales; Solanaceae. The transcript has 2 exons. The coding region runs from base 68 to 1231 and encodes 387 amino acids.